Messenger RNA from Arctia plantaginis, 152 nucleotides. NCBI's taxonomy places the organism in Eukaryota, Metazoa, Arthropoda, Insecta, Lepidoptera, Erebidae. The record is from the annotation of a GenBank genome assembly.
ACAGUGUUAACAUAAGAGUGCGAUGGCGACAACGGAAAAUGGAAUCUCGACGUUCCGAGCGGGCCCCGAGAGCGGCGCCGAGGAGGCCGGCUCCAAGGCAGACGACGGUCUCACGACAGCGCAGCGCGCGCGCAUCGAGCGCCAGCGCCUGA